CUGUUAGUCUCUGCACAGGCACUGAGGGGCAUUUCUCCAUACCCUCGACUCCGCCUUGGGGUUCAGCAGCUGCGUUGCCGACAUAUCUGCAGAAAAAAGAAACAAGAAGCAGAUAUAUCCAGGAGAAGGUUACAGAACAAAGAGAACGAGAAUAGAUAGAAAAGGGCUCGCUGCUGCGAAAGUGUAGCCGCACACCCCGUAGUGGUAGCCGUCGAAUGCGGUGAGCGCGUGGUUUUGGCAAAAAGCCCACAUUCGGGAAUCUUACUAGCGCCGGGUGUGAAAAAAAAAGAGCUCCGACGAUUCGACUCUGCAAAUCUACCCUCGAGGCACUUUUGUCAAUUCCCACGCCGGCCGACAGCAGGUCUACAGCCUCAGAGUUCUGCGAAAGUUAAAGGGGGAUCCGAUUAAACACUUCUGAUCGUGCUAUAUAUUUUAGUACUGCAGGCUUUUACCCACUUUCGCAAUGGCCGACUUCAUUCUUUUCGAGGGCCCUAUGGGUUACUCGCUUUUCAAGGUCGCCCACAAGGGUGAUUCCGUGGGACAUAACCUGAAGGAGGUUCAGGAAGGUGUCGAUGACCUGGCUUCGUUUGGCAAGAUGGUCCAACUUUCCAGUUUCUUGCCCUUUGAGAACAACAAGCAGGCUUUGAGCGAAAUCAACGAUAUUUCAGAGGGUGUCGCUUCUGAAACGCUUGUCUCUUUCCUUGAAAUGAAUCUUCCCAAGCCGAGCAAAAAGAAGAAGGUUGUUCUGGGACUCGCGGAUAAAAACUUGGCCACCAGCAUCAAGUCAGCAUUCUCUUUCGUCGACUGCGAAACCGGUGAUACCAGCGAGGUUGUCCAGGAUAUGCUCCGCGGCGUUAGACUCCAUGCUAGCAAAUUGCUGAAGCAACUGCGAGAGGGCGAUAUGGACACUGCUCAGCUCGGUCUUGGUCACGCCUACUCUCGCGCUAAGGUUAAGUUCUCUGUUCAGCGCGACGACAACCACAUCAUCCAGGCCAUUGCUAUCCUUGACCAGCUCGACAAGGCUGUCAACACUUUCUCCAUGAGGGUGCGAGAAUGGUACUCUUGGCACUUCCCGGAACUCAUCAAGAUCGUGUCAGACAACCAACGAUACGCUCAGCUUGCCCUUUUCAUCAAGGACAAGAAGAGUCUGACCGACGAGAGCCUGCAUGACGUUGCCGCCCUGGUGGAAGAUGACGAGGGUGUUGCCCAGAGCAUCAUCGACGCCGCUAAGCGCAGUAUGGGUCAGGAUAUCUCAGAAUCCGACAUGGAGAACGUUGUCUCCUUCGCGCAACGAGUCGUCAGCCUUUCCAAAUACCGCAAGUCUCUCCACUCCUACCUGGUUUCCAAGAUGAAUGUGGUCGCUCCCAACCUUGCUGCUCUGAUUGGAGAUAUCGUUGGUGCUCGCCUUAUCUCUCACGCUGGAAGCUUGACCAACCUGUCCAAGUACCCCGCUUCCACAGUCCAGAUUUUGGGUGCUGAGAAGGCUCUUUUCAGAGCCUUGAAGACCAAGGGAAACACUCCCAAAUACGGUCUUUUGUACCACUCUUCCUUCAUUGGCAGGGCUGGUCCCAAGAACAAGGGCCGCAUUUCCCGUUUCCUGGCCAACAAGUGUUCCAUCGCCUCUCGAAUUGACAACUUCAGUGAGGAGCCCACAACAAAAUACGGCGAUGCUCUCAAAAAGCAGGUUGAGGAGCGCCUUGAAUUCUACGCGUCCGGUGCCCCACCGACUAAGAACGAAGUCGCUAUGAAAAACGCUAUGGACUCUGUCUUGGCUGGUAUGGACGUUGAUGGCGACGACAGCGAUGCCGAGAUGAAGGAUGUCGACGAGAAGAAGGAAAAGAAGGAGAAGAAGGAAAAGAAAAAGGAGAAGAAGGACAAGGGCGAGAAGGAAGAAAAGAAGAAGAAGCGCAAGUCCGACGCCGGCGAGUCGGAAAAGAAGAAGCGGAAGCACGACACCGAUGCAGAGCCUUCCAAGAAGAAGAAGAAGGUCUAAAGACACUAUUUCUUGGGACAGGAGGGCGUCUUAUCCCGGCGUUGUAGGGUUGCUUUAUUCUUUUUUCUUUGGUUUUCCCAUUGUCUGUUUCAGUUUGUUCCUACAUGAUCUGAUGGGCUUUAUAUUUCUGUAAAUUAUGCGAUUUAGGCCAACGCCUUCCAAAACUUGGGUUUCAGCUACAGAAUAUUACCUUUGAAUCUUCUAUUUUUGUCC
Molecule: messenger RNA, 2206 nt
Organism: Aspergillus versicolor CBS 583.65
Lineage: Eukaryota; Fungi; Ascomycota; Eurotiomycetes; Eurotiales; Aspergillaceae
Gene: sik1
Product: snoRNP complex protein NOP56
Exons: 3
Coding region: 464-1993 (509 amino acids)
Cellular component (GO): small-subunit processome; box C/D methylation guide snoRNP complex
Molecular function (GO): snoRNA binding
Source: RefSeq, a predicted model, not a curated record